CUCCCCCCGUGGCAAGCCCAGCCUCUCGCUUCCCUCCUGGAGCCCUUUUCAUUUUUAUUUCUAACCCCCUCUCCAUUCUCCCUGCUGCCUCUGCUCCUUCCCCCGAUGGCUACGAACUGAGCAGCAGAAGAGGGGGAGGGGGCACAGGAAUAAGGGAAGGGGGGAAAAUUAGCAAGAAAAAGGAAGAGGGGAGGAAAAAGGAUUUUUUAAUUUUUUUUUUUUUUUGCCUCUGCCCUUAAUGCCCGCGAUCUGGAUCAAGGAAGGGGAUUUUCUGUCUGAGCAUGAAAAGGACUGCUAGAGCCCCAGGAUUUUCACGCCUGCAUUCUCAGCCCAGCACCCAGUAUGCAAGCUGGACAGAGAAGCUCCCCCACAAGUUCCUACCGAGCCGAAUAAAACCCGCGGGCGAGCAGAUCUCCGCCAGAGAGGGACAUUAGCAUCAGGACUCCACAGAAUGGAGCAAGAAUGAGAGGAAAAAGGCAGACAGAAAAGCAUGAACUGGAGGCUUGUUGAGUUCCUCUACCUCCUGUUUAUAUGGGACCAUAUACUAGUACAGCCCUCCCACCAGGACCCAGCUGCUACCAACCAACAUGUCUCCAAGGAGUUUGAUUGGCUUAUUUCAGACAGGGGCCCUUUCCACCACUCGCGGAGCUACUUAUCCUUUGUGGAAAGACAUCGUCAAGGAUUUACAACCAGAUAUAAAAUAUACAGGGAGUUUGCCCGUUGGAAGGUGAGGAACACAGCCAUCGAGCGGCGGGACCUGCUCCACAACCCACUGCCCCUGAUGCCUGAGUUUCAGAGAAGCAUCCGCCUCCUGGGCAGGAGACCUACCACGCAGCAGUUCAUUGAUACCAUCAUCAAAAAGUACGGCACCCACAUCCUCAUCUCUGCCACCCUGGGAGGAGAGGAGGCCUUGACCAUGUACAUGGACAAAAGCCGCCUUGACAGAAAGUCAGGCAACGCUACCCAGAGCGUUGAGGCAUUGCACCAGCUUGCUUCCUCCUACUUUGUAGAUCGUGAUGGCACCAUGAGGAGACUCCACGAGAUCCAGAUCUCUACCGGAGCAAUCAAGGUAACAGAAACUCGUACCGGCCCCCUGGGCUGUAACAGCUACGACAAUCUGGACUCUGUGAGUUCUGUCCUUCUGCAAAGCACUGAGAGCAAACUCCACCUGCAAGGUCUCCAGAUCAUCUUUCCUCAGUAUUUACAAGAGAAGUUUGUCCAGUCUGCCUUGAGUUACAUCAUGUGCAACGGCGAGGGGGAGUACAUCUGCCGGAACAGCCAGUGCGGCUGCCAGUGUGCGGAGGAGUUCCCGCAGUGCAACUGCCCCAUCACUGACAUACAGAUCAUGGAGUACACCCUAGCAAACAUGGCCAAGACCUGGACAGAAGCCUAUAAAGAUCUGGAGAAUUCAGAUGAGUUUAAAUCCUUCAUGAAAAGGCUACCUAGCAACCACUUCCUGACCAUUGGGAGCAUCCACCAGCACUGGGGGAACGACUGGGAUCUGCAGAACCGCUACAAGCUGCUGCAGAGCUCCCUGGAAGCCCAGCGCCAGAAGAUCCAGCGCACUGCCCGCAAACUCUUUGGCCUCAGUGUCCGGUGUCGGCACAAUCCUAACCACCAGCUGCCCAGAGAAAGGACAAUACAGGAAUGGCUUACUCGGGUCCAGUCCCUGCUCUACUGUAAUGAGAAUGGGUUCUGGGGGACGUUUCUGGAAAGCCAACGGAGUUGCGUUUGCCAUGGUGGCACCAGCCUGUGCCAGCGCCCCAUCCCCUGCAUCAUUGGGGGCAACAACAGCUGUGCCAUGUGCAGCCUCGCCAACAUCUCUCUCUGCGGCUCAUGCAACAAGGGCUAUAAGCUUUACAGGGGUCGCUGCGAGCCUCAGAACGUAGACUCAGAGCGGAGUGAGCAGUUCAUCAGCUUUGAGACAGACUUGGACUUCCAAGACCUAGAGCUGAAGUACCUGCUGCAGAAAAUGGACUCUCGCCUCUAUGUGCACACCACUUUCAUCAGCAACGAGAUCCGCCUGGACACCUUCUUUGACCCCAGGUGGCGCAAACGCAUGUCCCUCACCUUGAAGAGCAACAAGAACCGGAUGGACUUCAUCCACAUGGUGAUCGGGAUCUCCAUGCGAAUCUGCCAGAUGCGCAACAGCAGCCUGGACCCUAUGUUCUUCGUCUACGUCAACCCGUUCAGUGGGAGUCACUCUGAGGGCUGGAACAUGCCCUUUGGGGAGUAUGGCUACCCACGCUGGGAGAAAAUCCGCCUCCAAAACAGCCAGUGCUACAACUGGACCCUGCUACUGGGCAACCGGUGGAAAACCUUUUUUGAGACUGUUCACAUCUACCUACGCAGCCGGACUCGGCUGCCCUCCCUACUGCGUAACGAGACUGGCCAAGGGCCUGUGGACCUUUCUGACCCCACCAAGCGUCAGUUCUACAUCAAGAUCUCGGAUGUGCAGGUGUAUGGCUACAGCCUGCGUUUUAACGCUGACCUGCUGCGUAGUGCCGUGCAGCAGGUCAACCAGUCAUACACGCAAGGCGGGCAGUUCUAUUCUUCCUCCUCCGUCAUGCUCUUGCUGCUGGAUAUUCGGGACCGAAUCAAUAGACUGGCGCCUCCUGUGGCCCCAGGGAAGCCCCAGCUGGAUCUGUUCUCUUGUAUGCUCAAGCACCGCCUGAAACUCACCAACAGCGAGAUCAUCCGUGUGAACCAUGCUCUAGACCUGUACAACACCGAGAUCCUCAAACAGUCGGACCAGAUGACAGCCAAACUCUGCUAACCCGGACUUUUCAAUGGACAUGUUGGUGAUUGAUCCUUUUGCUGUAAAAAAAUAAAAGAGAAAAAAAAAGAGAAAAAA
Molecule: messenger RNA, 2854 nt
Organism: Falco peregrinus (peregrine falcon)
Lineage: Eukaryota; Metazoa; Chordata; Aves; Falconiformes; Falconidae
Gene: BRINP1
Product: BMP/retinoic acid inducible neural specific 1
Exons: 8
Coding region: 491-2776 (761 amino acids)
Biological process (GO): positive regulation of neuron differentiation; negative regulation of mitotic cell cycle
Source: RefSeq, a predicted model, not a curated record